AUGAGAGUGAUGAAAAUGGCAGCUACCAUUAACCUCUCGUUGUCCCUGCCCCUCGCCUCCCUCUGUAGACACCCCAACUUUCUGAACUCUCGAACAAGCAUUUUUCAACAGGACCACGUAAACAGCCUCAGAAGAAGGACGAAAUGGAACCGCUGUAACAUCAAAAGAGGAGGGAUCGUAUUCGGGUUGCCAUUGCCGGUUGAUCCAUGGGCACCCACCAUUGAUUCCCAGAGCAUCGCUUCUCAGCUUUUCGCCUUCUCUUUGUUUCCCUACAUCGGAUUCUUGUACUUCAUUACCAAGUCCAAGACCGCUCCAACCCUCACCCUCUUUGGCUUCUACUUCUUGCUCGCCUUUGUUGGCGCCACAAUACCAGCUGGGAUUUAUGCGAAGGUGCAUUAUGGAACUUCUUUGUCCAAUGUCGACUGGUUACAUGGCGGGGCUGAGUCUCUUCUUACUCUGACUAACUUGUUCAUUGUGUUGGGCCUCAGAGAGGGUCUAAGAAAAAUUGGAAACUCACAAGAAGAUGAAACUUCAUCUACUCCUAACUCAAGCUUGGAGGAGUAG
Molecule: messenger RNA, 564 nt
Organism: Sphenostylis stenocarpa
Lineage: Eukaryota; Viridiplantae; Streptophyta; Magnoliopsida; Fabales; Fabaceae
Source: the annotation of a GenBank genome assembly